AUGUCCACCAAGGGUGACAGCGCCCACUGCCUGAACUUCGACAGCCUCUGGUACUCCGUCUACGAGGUGAGCCAGCCACAGAUCUUCUACGACAUCACGGUGCGGCUCCGAACGCCGGACGACUAUGAGAGCGGCUGGGGGAACGUGACAUACUCCGAGACGACCAUGACGCUGAGUCAACAGCAACCGGUGGUCGCAUCAGCGGGAGGCCAGCUGCGUGCCGAGCUGGUCGGGGACCUGGCCACGGCAGUGGCGCCGCAGCGCUUCGAGUCCAAGUACCUUGCGGUGCCCAGCAGACCUGCAGGACACGAGCGGGUGGAUGCCAGUCAGCCCCUGCGCACUGCGAUGCUGCUGGAUAGGUCUCUCUUCGAUCUUUCCGGCAGGACCUGCGACAAGAUCGGCGUGUCCUUCACAGCCUUUAGGUACCAGCCCGAAGCCUGCAACCGCCCGGCCGGGAGCUGCCUCUUCUCGCAGCUGGAAAAUUUCUACCUCCAGGACUUGGCGCGCGCGCAGUCCGGGCAGUCCCCCAUGUACAUGGUGGACGGGUUCUGCGAAGGUGGCAUGGAGUUGGCACCUGGCUCUGGAGGCCAAAUCUUUCUGGCCUGCCCGCUGGCGCAGCGGCACACCACGCUCUUGCGCUUGGAGGCUCGUGCGGACCAGGCCAUGUUCGUGACCAACGUGGCCAGCGGCCGCAUCGUGAGCGCGGAGGUCGCUGCGUUUCAGGCGCUUGCGGAGAAUGGCGAGGCGGAAGUGAUGGUGCUCAAUACCGGCGCCAUCUUGGCGGACUUCACCCUGGGCUUGCGCGGCGGCUCGGGGCUGAAGGCUGCUUUUCGGCGGGCGGGUCUUCCCAAGUUCAUUUCUCAGGGUCCGCCGGACUACAUCGUCGCGGAGGAGUUGGACGCGGGUUCCUCAGGCUUGCACGGAGGCACUGGAUUCGCGCUCAACUUCGCGGAGGCCAUCGCUGAUCUUGCGCACCAAGACGUGAUUGAAAGGCUGCUGGCGCAGGAGCAGCUCCUCGUUGAGAUUUGCUCCUUGAUCCGCCCUUCGCCAAAACGGAAGGUGCUAAGAAGCGAGGAAAGGACCAUCGAGGAAUGCACGAACGAGUCCAGCGGCUCCAGAGAGGUGGGCCACAACUACUCGACCACGUCGGUCCGGGAUUUGCCGAUUCAAAAGGCUUCCAAUUACGCGUCCAUGACCUUCUCCCCGAAGCUGCCCACCUUCUCCCCGAAGCUGUUCAGCACCUUCUCCCGCUUCGAUCUCUCCUUGCAGCAGACGGCUGCCGAGGUGGACGCGCAGCUCAACCGCCAGCGCUUUUCGGAGGACCACGAGGAGCUUGAGAAGGGCUGCUUGGGGCGACUGGUUCAGCACCCUGCCUUCGACCUGUUCUUUGGCCUGGUAGUGGUCACGAAUGCGGUCUUCAUCGGGGUCGAGGUCCAAGAGCAAAUCAGGGCCGGUGCCACAAACGAGCUGCUGAGUGCCGUGUCGUAUUUCUACACCGUGGUGUUCCUGCUGGAGCUCUUGGUGAGGUUCUUCGCCUGCGGGGUUUGGCACUUCUUUUGCUCGGAGGAUUGGGCUUGGAAUCUGCUGGACACAGUCAUCGUCUUGAGCUCCAUUCUCGAGAUCAUCUUUAAGUUCGCGAGUGUGUCAGUGGCGAUACACGGAAUUGCGGGCUUGAAGGCGUUCCGCAUCAUCCGCAUGGUGCGGCUCUUCAAGACGGUGAGGUUGAUGCGAGUCUUCCGCUUUGUCAUGGCGCUGAGAACGCUGGUGUCCUCCAUCUUUCACACGCUGAAGUCCUUGUUCUGGGCUCUCGUGUUGCUGGUCUUGACGAUCGUGUACGUGUUCGCGCUGCUCUUUGCCCAAGCUAUGAACGAUCACCGAACCGAUGCCAGUGGCAUCCAUCUGACUGCAGAAGAACUUGAGGCGCGGGAGCGAUAUUUUGGCUCUGUGGUUGACACGAUGCUCAGCCUCUUCAGCAGCAUCGCUGGGGGAGUGAGCUGGGAGGAGGUGUUGGCCCCUUUGAAGGCCGUGUCCUCCGUCUGGGUCGUCUGCUUUCUGUUCUACAUAUCUUUCACCUACUUUGCAGUACUGAACGUCGUGACGGCGGUGUUUUGCCAAUCAGCGAUCGAAGGCGCGCAGAACGACCACAUCACAGCAGUCCAAGCCAUUUUGGCCCACAAGGAGGUCCAUCUCCAAAAGGUGCGGGAGCUCUUCAAUCAGCUUGGGGCCGGCGAGAACACCUCCAUCACCUUCAGAGUCUUCAACGAGAAGAUUCGCACUGAAGCGGUGCGGGAGUAUUUUGCUUCGCUCGGGCUCGACAUUUGGGAUGCCUGGGCUUUCUUUAAAUUGCUGGACGUCGACGGCGGAGGGGAGGUUGAGGCAGAGGAGUUCCUGAUGGGCUGCUUGCGCUUGCGCGGGCCAGCCACGGCCAUAGACAUUGGCCGCCUCAUGCACGACCAGAAUUGGCUCAUUCGCUCGCAAGGCAGGUUCCAGACCUACAUGGAGGCUGAAAUCCGGCAGCUCAAGUCGUUACUGAGCAAGAGGCCGCAUCGCAAUUGGGGUGACACCUGA
Messenger RNA from Effrenium voratum, 2568 nucleotides. The record is from the annotation of a GenBank genome assembly. NCBI's taxonomy places the organism in Eukaryota, Dinophyceae, Suessiales, Symbiodiniaceae.